This is a messenger RNA of Engraulis encrasicolus (European anchovy), 4024 nucleotides long. It is a transcript of the gene egr3, whose product is annotated as early growth response 3. The transcript has 2 exons. Gene Ontology annotation, biological process: regulation of transcription by RNA polymerase II. The record is from RefSeq and is a predicted model, not a curated record. The coding region runs from base 334 to 1758 and encodes 474 amino acids. Lineage: Eukaryota; Metazoa; Chordata; Actinopteri; Clupeiformes; Engraulidae. Gene Ontology annotation, molecular function: RNA polymerase II cis-regulatory region sequence-specific DNA binding; DNA-binding transcription factor activity, RNA polymerase II-specific.
UCAGCAGUCAAGCGCAUGCACUUGUGCAAUCAUCACCGUGUUCAUUGAUCCAGAGACUCUAAACAUCCCCAACCUAACAAGACAAACAAAAAAAACUCUUAUUUAUUUGUCAGUUAGUCACGACUCAACUUACAUGCAGCGAAGAGGUUUGAAGUACUGACUGGGGUCGGGGAGUUGGAUACAGCAUUACCAAGGAUUUGUUUUUCGCACUAUCGCCAUUGAUCACCGCCAUCCAUCCAUCGCGCUGCCCGUCAGAGAGAAGAGACUGCGGGUGUAAUUCUCAUCGGAUACCUUCACGCUGUCACUUAUUAAUGACAACCCCGAGUAACUGCUAUGACAGGUAAACUAGCGGAGAAGCUCCCCCUUACCAUGAGCAGUUUAAUCAAUACAAUUCCUGACAGCCUGUAUCCAGAAGAGGACAUCCCGACUUCUAUGAACAUUUUCACCAGCACGGAUUCUAUUUCCCACUAUUCGCAAAUGAACACAGAUAACAUCAUGGACAUGGGCAUGGGGAGCGAGAAGGGCUCGUCGGAGGUGGGCUACGGCUCUGGCUUCCCCUCCGGACGCAGCGGUCAGACGGUCACCUACCUGGGCAAGUUCGCCUUCGACGCACCCCCCUCCGGGAGCCUGGGCGGCUCGGGCUGGUGCUCCGACAACAACAUUAUCAGCCUGGUCAGUGCGGGCAUCCUGGGCGUGUCACCGUCGCCGGGCACCAUCACCACCACGCAGACCUCCUCGUCCGGAGGAGGUGGAGGCGGGGGAGGAGGAGGUGGGGGGCCGCCGGGGAGCAUGGGGGGCGGCCAGACGCCGGUGUCGGAGAUGGACGGCGGUGCGGGACAGGUGUACGGACCCCCGCUGCCCGCCUACUCCACCUGCAGCGAGAUGUACCAGGAGCAGGUGUCGUUCCACCCCAGCCCUGUGGGCGUCACCACCGGCGCCCCGCUGCCCUACCCCACGGCCAACGACUACCACGCCUCGGCCAAGGCGCCCAUCGACGGCAGCCUGUUCUCCAUGAUCCCCGACUACAACCUCUUCCACCACCAAGGGGAUAUGGGGGUGAUGGAGCACAAGCCCUUCCAGACCAUGGACCCCAUCCGCGUCAACCCGCCGCCCAUCACGCCCCUGGAGACCAUCCGGGCGUUCAAGGACAAGCAGCAGAUCCACCCGGGCUUCAUCGGGGCGGGUGCAGGCGGCGGGCAGCAGCAUGGUGGCUCGCAGCACCCCCACUCCCACCCGCACUCGCACCACCACCCCCACCACCACCACCACCACCACCAGACGCCGCCCCAGACGCUCACGCUCAAGCCCAUCCGGCCGCGCAAGUACCCCAACCGGCCCAGCAAGACGCCGGUGCACGAGCGUCCGCACGCCUGCCCCGCCGAGAACUGCGACCGGCGCUUCUCGCGCUCGGACGAGCUGACGCGGCACCUGCGCAUCCACACGGGCCACAAGCCCUUCCAGUGCCGCAUCUGCAUGCGCUCCUUCAGCCGCAGCGACCACCUCACCACGCACAUCCGCACGCACACCGGCGAGAAGCCCUUCUCCUGCGAGUUCUGCGGACGCAAGUUCGCCCGCAGCGACGAGCGCAAGCGCCACGCCAAGGUGCACCUCAAGCAGAAGGACAAGAAGCCAGAGAAAGGGGCGAGUGCCAACAACGGUGGUAGUGUCCUGACUAGCCACACUUCGCCACCCAGCUCAUGUGGCACUGCGGGCACGAGUGGUGGUGGAAGCAUCCUGACUGUGACGACCUGUGCGUAGGGCACAAGGACAACACUGGGCAUUUGCUGGCUGGCAUUGUUGGCAUCGCUGGCACUGCCUGGCAUAUCCCUGGCAAAACUAAGACUGGCAAUUUACUACUGGGGCUUCUGUUUCCUAUUGAAAAAAAAAGACGUGAAAUUGAAAAAAAAGCAAAGCAAAGACAGAAGGGAAGGGAGGAAAAAAAUAGACAUUGAAAGACUUGUUUCCUUUCUUAUCUUUUGCCAUCCACACUCCAUGUUUGUCUUUGUUUGUUUGUCUGUUGUUUGAGUGUGUGUAAUUUGUCUUUUACGGAUAUGAUUUUUGCCUUCAUUUUAAGGUGACUUUAGGAAGAGUGUUGGCUCUGACUCAAGAGCAUAUACAGCAGGCUUGAUUUGAGUGCUGAGAGCACUUCAGAAAAGCACUAAACAGACUUCUUUCAUUUUGGAGGUCACUUCCCAGAGUGAAAAUAAGUAUACUGCAUUCUGCCUUUUUGUACGUUUAAAAAUGUAUCAUCGGCCUGCAGUCUUUAAAUGGAGAAGUAUACAGCAGGAAAAAAAGAACGAAAUAUUACUUCAGUCAGGGCUGAAUUUUGGUAAUCACAUCAAUACGGUACUGAAUUGUGAAAUGGGUCAGAUGUAUUUUUUUAUGGGACUGUUUAUUUAAAAGUGCAAUCUUUUUUUGUUUGCUUUUUUUUGUUGUUGAACGUAUGCAGCACUUUUGUUGUUGUUCAUUGUUUGAAUACUGUUUUUUUUAUCAUUCCAACAGUUGCUUGUUUUUUUAUGUGCCAAUGUGUCCACAAGUUACAGUUGUCUUGGGCACUUAGUCUUAAUUUCAGGUUUGUCUUCUGGAUGUUUAUUCAAAGAGCCUUUACAAUCCAAGUAGAGGAUUAAAUGACCAUAAAUACUGCCAGUGGUCCAGCCCUCAAACUCUGCCCUGGUGCUGUUAUUGUAUUCGAUGGUGCAUAUAGCAAGGUCAUGUCAAUUUCUCAACCUGAAUUAACUAAGAGUAGAGUAGAGUACUUUAUUGAUCCUCAAGGGGAAAGUCAGGAAACAUGGAUUUGCUGCAUACUUCAUAAAUGAUCAGGAAAACCCUCCUCAAUAAUUGAAUUAAUUUGCAUGGUGUCCACAACGUUUAAAAGGCUGUGCUAUUACUGGUGAAAUAUUGGAUGUACGCAAAUGACGAGAUACAGCCUUUGAGUAACAAAGUGCAAUACGAAUCUAAACAGGCCUUAAGCAAAGCUUCUUCAGUAUAAUUUCACGGAUCAUUCCUAGCCUAUAUGGGACAGUCGAUCAUCCCACUCUGCCUGCAUGCAUCUAGUAUUAGUAAACCUGCACGCACUGAUUUGACAGGGCUACACCAGCACCGAGACAUGAAGAGCAUACUGUUACAUGUGUUUGUAUCCACACCCGAAGACUCGACUAAUACCCGGUACAUUAACAAUGCCCAGAUGGUCCAGAUGACAUGAUGUCUUUGGUGUAAAAUGUGUACUUCAAUUUGUUUUGCUGUUGUUACCAUAAUGGCUAUUUUCCAGAAUAUUGGCGUACUGAAGUCCAUACGCACAUAUAAUACAUUAAUCAGCAUAUAAAGAUGCUUUCAAGACUGGUAAAACAGGAUGGGACACAUCUUUCACCAGAAACUCCUGCCGCAACUACUGCAGUCAUUUAGAUUUAAGGACCAUUGCAUUUGCCUUGAAAGUAAAUUUUAUUUGUUUUUGUCGGCUGUGGCUUGAUGACUACACCAGUGCCAAUUCAAAUCAUUGCGGCUCCAUACAGAAAUGAUAUAGGACCUGGCUUAAAUUCACAUAGUAAUACUGAGUACAUUUAGAGCAACCCUGAAAAUAAUGAUAAUUUUAAAAAAAAUGUGGGAAGCAAUUAUUUUGUACAGUUACACACAUUUUUUCCCCGUUGUGUUACUUGGAAUGUAAAAGACAAUAUGCUCCAGUAUUGCAUUGUGUUUGUGUAGUUGUGUGCAUAUGAAUACAAUUGUAUUCUUACACACACAUUUUUACAUUGACUGAAUGUUUAUGGAGAGGAUAAUGAAUUUCUUUUUGGAGAGAAAUUGUCUUGUACAUAGUUUGUAUUGUCACAUUGUGAGUCUGUGUGCCUGAGAGUGGAACAUUGGGGCAGUUGAAAACUUGAUACAUCCUCCAUUUUCAAAAUAGGUAAUAUAAUUUGUUAUGUGCUAAACUUUUUCAAAAAUGACUUGGAAACACACCAAAUGAUGUGUUAAUAUUACAAAAAAAUAAAGAGUAAAAUAAAUCUACAAAUCGUCUGGCGCAUCUUGAUUG